Aphidius gifuensis is the source of this 810-nucleotide messenger RNA. RefSeq names its product pro-resilin-like. The transcript is spliced from 4 exons. Gene Ontology annotation, cellular component: extracellular matrix. Bases 320 to 721 code for a protein of 133 amino acids. NCBI's taxonomy places the organism in Eukaryota, Metazoa, Arthropoda, Insecta, Hymenoptera, Braconidae. The record is from RefSeq and is a predicted model, not a curated record.
UUGUUUAAAAAAAAAAAAUCAUCACUGAAAAAUAUUAUUAAUAAAUAAUAAAGUUUAAAAAAUUUUUUAUAGACAUAAUCUGUUGCGAAUGAUGCUAUUAUUGUUACAAAUUUGCGGUUUUAAUAUUAAAUUUUUAUUAACGGUUAUACAUUUGUGUUAUGUACAAAGCCAUCAAGCUAAAUCACUGUAUUUUAUCAACUCAUUGCAAUAUACAAGACAACUGGGGACAAAAAAAAACAGUAUAAAAUGUUGAGACAAGUCAUUCGAUCAUCACAGUUUUUCAUUGUUAACUCAAAACAACUCAACAAAUAAUAUAAAAAUGUUUUUAAAGGGAUUAAUAUUGGCAAUGGUGAUGAUGGAAAUAUAUAGUGAACCACAAGGACCAGGUUAUUUACCACCUUCAGGUGGUGUUGCUCCAAGACCAGGUGGUGGAGGUGGUGGUGGACACCCAGACGAAUGGGCUGGAGAUCCAGUAAAUUACGAGUAUUCAUAUGAGGUUCAGGACGCAGCUGUUGCUCUAGAUUUUGGUCAUCAUGAAGAACGAAAAGACGACGAAGCAAAAGGAUCAUAUCAUGUUUUACUUCCCGAUGGUCGUACUCAAAUUGUCGAUUAUAUUGCUGAUGCAAAUGGUUAUAGACCAAUGGUUCGAUAUGAAGGAACAGCAACGUAUCCAGCACCUGGACCACAACGUGGCUCUGAUGGUGAAGGAUACAAGUACUGAUUAAUCAAAAUUAAAAAAAAUACUAUUAUUUUAUUGUAUAAAAAAAAGAGGAAAAAUAAAUAGAAAAAAGAGAACAAAGUGUAUAAAUU